AUGAGCUCCCCUGGCACGGAGGGCGCAGGGAAAAGCCUGCAGUACCGAGUGGACCACCUGCUGAGCGCCGUGGAGAGCGAGCUGCAGGCGGGCAGCGAGAAGGGCGACCCCACGGAGCGCGAGCUGCGCGUGGGCCUGGAGGAGAGCGAGCUGUGGCUGCGCUUCAAGCAGCUCACCAACGAGAUGAUCGUCACCAAGAACGGCAGGAGGAUGUUCCCUGUCCUGAAGGUGAACGUGUCUGGCCUGGACCCCAACGCCAUGUACUCCUUCCUGCUGGACUUCGUGGCGGCCGACAACCACCGCUGGAAGUACGUGAACGGGGAGUGGGUGCCGGGGGGCAAGCCCGAGCCGCAGGCGCCCAGCUGUGUCUACAUCCACCCGGACUCCCCCAACUUCGGGGCGCACUGGAUGAAGGCGCCGGUGUCCUUCAGCAAAGUCAAGCUCACCAACAAACUCAACGGAGGGGGCCAGAUCAUGUUGAACUCCUUACAUAAGUAUGAGCCUCGAAUCCACAUAGUGAGAGUUGGGGGUCCUCAGCGCAUGAUCACCAGCCAUUGCUUCCCAGAGACCCAGUUCAUCGCUGUGACGGCUUAUCAGAAUGAGGAGAUCACAGCUCUUAAAAUUAAAUACAAUCCAUUUGCAAAAGCUUUCCUUGAUGCAAAGGAAAGAAGUGAUCACAAAGAUAUGAUGGAAGAACCUGGAGACAGCCAGCAAUCUGGGUACUCCCAAUGGGGGUGGCUUAUUCCUGGAACCAGCACCCUGUGUCCACCGGCCACCCCCCACCCUCAGUUUGGAGGCCCCCUCUCACUUCCCGCCUCGCACGGCUGUGAAAGGUACCCCGCCCUGAGGAACCACCGUCCGUCCCCCUACCCCAGCCCUUACGCGCAUCGCAACAACUCUCCAACCUAUUCCGACAAUUCCUCUGCAUGUUUAUCCAUGCUCCAAUCCCAUGACAAUUGGCCCAGCCUUGGAAUGCCUGCUCAUACCAGCAUGCUCCCCAUGAGUCCUAACACGGGUCCAGCUGCUGGCUCUAGUCAGUACCCCAGCCUGUGGUCUGUGAGCAACGGCACCAUCACGCCAGGCGCCCAGACGGCGGCGAUGUCCAACGGGCUGGGAGCCCAGUUCUUUCGAGGUUCCCCCACACACGCUGCACCCCUCGCCCACCCGGUCUCGGCUCCUUCCUCCUCGGGAUCCCCACUGUAUGAAGGGACCGCCACGGCCACAGACAUUCCUGACAGCCAGUACGAUGCCUCGGCCCAAGCUCGCCUCAUAGCCUCAUGGACACCUGUGUCGCCGCCUUCCAUGUGAAUCAAGGUCUGUGUCUUAGAAGACACAAGGACUUCUAGGUUGUGGCAACAAGUGUUGAUUUGAUUGAUCUCCUAGGUACUAAGUGGCAAUUUCAUGGGUCAAGGAAAGGAAAUAGGCCUUAUUAACCUCACUUUAAAAUAAGAGGAGGAAUACGUGUCCUGUUAUUCAUCAGAGUCCCACCAGCACCACCCUUUGCCCAUCGUCUGCCGUGGCUGUGCCGUCCUGAGUCAUUUAUGUGUUGUGGGUGAAUUCAACUAUGGCAGCAAGGCAGUGGGCCUAAUUCACCACGAUUGACAAUAUAAAUUAUUUGCUAGGGUCCAGAAACUUUUUGUUUGUUUCUCAUAGAGCGCAUAGAUGACUUUCGCACCUCAGAAUUUGUAAACUCCCCUGGUCUUACUUUAGCGAGAUAAAGAGCACACUCUGAAUCCUCUUCCUUGUUGCUUUUGAGUCAUUUUCAGGUCCCUUGGUGGCAGGUGUCAUAGUUGGAGCUGAGCUGUGAAGGACGGGCUGGUAUCAGAGUGGAGGACAGCAGAUUUUAGUUGAAAUGGGGUUGCCUGCUCUGCCCACUAGAAUGUGUUUAUUCUGAGCACAGGUAGCUAAUCUUUUGUAUUGUUAAAGCUACAACUGUUUGUAUUUUUCUUUUGACAAAGUAGCCAAAGACAAUCAGCAGAAAGCAUUUUCUGCAAAAUAAAGGCAAUAUGCAAAAUUUG
This is a messenger RNA of Equus caballus (horse), 2018 nucleotides long. NCBI's taxonomy places the organism in Eukaryota, Metazoa, Chordata, Mammalia, Perissodactyla, Equidae. The record is from RefSeq and is a predicted model, not a curated record.